Fonticula alba is the source of this 1095-nucleotide messenger RNA. RefSeq lists its product as hypothetical. The transcript is spliced from 7 exons. Gene Ontology annotation, biological process: endoplasmic reticulum to Golgi vesicle-mediated transport; retrograde vesicle-mediated transport, Golgi to endoplasmic reticulum. Gene Ontology annotation, cellular component: Dsl1/NZR complex. The record is from RefSeq and is a predicted model, not a curated record. The coding region runs from base 1 to 1095 and encodes 364 amino acids. NCBI's taxonomy places the organism in Eukaryota, Rotosphaerida, Fonticulaceae.
AUGUUGUCCCUGCUGGAGGGCGUCCUGGCCGAGCACUGGCGGUGGUCCUUCAUCACCCAGCGCUCCGACGCCUCCGACACCUACCUCGGCCGGACAAUCAAGGAAACCCUGAACUUCGACCGAGCCCUGCGUCUGGUGCAUGAGUUUGCCCCCGGCGCGCGGCUUUCCCUGCAGGCGCUCCUUGAUGAUGCGGCCUGCCGCAGCCACUGGCUUGAGUCCGAGUUGACCGUGGCCCUCGGCAAAGUGACGCAAUUGCUGGAGGACGACCCCCAGGCCUGGGCAUCCGCCGCCCCGGAGGGUCCCUUCCACAAGCCGGCCGCCGGGGACCUGGCCACGGUGGAGAACCUGGCCCUGGCGGGGCAUCCAUCUAGCCUGGCCGGGCGCGCGGGCGGCCCGCCCAUUGUCCGGGCCGCCGAGCGCUUUCUCCUGCUGCUGGACGUCCUCCGGUCGCGGUAUGAGGAAGUGCCGCAGGAGCACGUGCGGCGGGAUUACUUCCACCGCGUGCAGCUCCAGGCGUGUGUCCGCUUCAUCGAGGCCCUCGACGCCGAGCAGACUCGCCUGGCCGGGCGGCUCUUUGGCCAGCUGCCGCGCGGCGCGGUCGAGCGCCCGCCCCCCGUGGAUCUGCUCGCUGGGCUUGUGUUGCUGGCCAACACGGCUGGCCACCUGGCGGCCAUGCUCAGCCAGCUGCGCCUCGAUAAUUUCUACCGCCGGCUCCUUGUCGCCGAUCCCGGCGGGACGGCCCCCCCGUGUGGGCUCCUGCUGUCCUCGCUGCAGGACCGCCUGCAGCACAUCCACUUGGGCACACUGGCCACCCUCGCCGGGGCCGUGGCCACCCUGCUGGUGGCCUCGCUAUCGGAGUAUACCCAAGCCGCCAGCGCCGACACCCUUCCCAUGGACCUGGACGAGGUUCGCCCGGCCCCGCAGCUGGGUCCUGUGCAGCGGAUGUGCGCGGCCCUCGGCGCGGCGCCCCUGUUCCUGAUCCUCUCGCCGGCCGAUCGCGAGGCCAUCUUCCGGGCCCUGUGCGAGGCGUUGGACUUGCACCUGCUGGUGCGGUUGCUCGCGCGGUCGACAUGUCCUUCCUCUUCCGGGCGCUAG